Molecule: messenger RNA, 1072 nt
Organism: Ilyonectria robusta
Lineage: Eukaryota; Fungi; Ascomycota; Sordariomycetes; Hypocreales; Nectriaceae
Exons: 2
Coding region: 1-1020 (339 amino acids)
Source: RefSeq, a predicted model, not a curated record
AUGGCCCCGAAAUCACUCGAGUUGACUCCAUCUGGAUUUCACUUCUUCCAGUCCCAGCUCGUCAAGCCCGUCCCUACCCCAAAGGGCACUUCUCUCGCCGACCAAACGGCCAUCGUCACGGGCUCAAACGGCGGCCUCGGGUUCCAGUGCGCCCUGAGUCUGCUGGGCCUGGGCCUCUCACGUCUAAUCAUGGCUGUGCGGACGCCGUCGAAGGGCGACGAUGCCGCUGCUAAGUUGAGGCAAAAGUUCCCGUCGGCCACUGUUGAGGUCUGGCAGGUCGAUAUGCUCUCGUACGAAAGCAUCCAAGCAUUCGCGGCCAAGUGUGAGACGCUAGAUCGGAUCGACUUUGCCAUCCUCAAUGCGGGCGCCAUCGAGGAGAAGUUCAAGUUGGGCCCGGAAGGACACGAGAUCAUGUUCCAGGUCAACUACCUCUCCACAGUUCUCCUCUCUUCUCUUCUUCUGCCCACGUUGAAACACAAAACUCCCUCCGGAAAACCAGGUCGUUUGACCAUCGUCAAUUCGGGCUCGGCACUUAUGCCCAAGUUCGCUAACGCGGCAUCUGACCCAUUCCUUCCGUACUACGACGAUGAGUCCAAAUUCGACCCGAUGGAUUCUUACACCAGUAGCAAAGCCCUCGGGCACUUCUGGAUCGUCAAACUGGCGGAGCGGGUGAGCGCUGACGACGUCGUGGUCAACUUGGUGGACCCCGGUUUGGUCAAGGGGACGAGUCUUCACCGAAAUCUCAACAUCGUCGUCAAGGCCAUCUUCACCGUCGUCAAGGCACUGACUGGUAGGACCAUGGAGCAGGGUGCAAGCACAUUUAUCGAUGCGGCGGUGGUGCGUGGGAAAGAGAGUCACGGGAGCAACGUGAUGGACUGGGAGCUUUUCCACUACAACAUGGCAGUCUACGGCCCUGGUGGAGAAAAGCUGAGAGAUCGGAUUUGGAGCGAAACCAUGUCGGCACUGGCGUUUGUGGAUAUUGAUGGAAUUCUCGACUCGCUGUCUCGACGAACCUCGUAGUAUCAAGGAAAGAAGAUCACUGUUGGGGAUAUAUUGGUGUAUUCAAUCGAGG